CCCCCCCCCUCCUUUCUCUCAAUAAAUACCAAAAAUCCUACCUUAUAUAUCGCACCUCAGAAAAAGUACUUCAUCCAAACAACACCCAACAUGGUCGACAUCGUCCCUCUCUCCUCCUACCCCUCCUACAUCGAUCUCCUCCCCGCCAUCCAAACCUGCAACAUCACAAACCUUCCCGAAAACUACUUCCUAAAAUACUACCUAUACCAUGCCCUCACCUGGCCGCAGCUGAGCUUUGUGGCCGUCGUGCGCCCGCGCAAUGGCUACACGAAACGCACAGGCGCCGGGACAGGCACGGGCGAUUUGUCCGAGCAGUACCCCAAGGUUGUCGGGUACGUGUUGGCGAAAAUGGAAGAGGAGCCAACGGACGGCGUGGCGCAUGGACAUAUUACAAGUUUGAGUGUGAUGCGGACACAUAGACGGUUAGGAAUUGCAGAGAGGUUGAUGAGGAUGAGUCAACGUGCAAUGGCUGAAUGCCACCGUGCAAAAUUCGUCUCCCUUCAUGUUCGCAUCUCCAAUACCGCUGCUCUUCACCUUUAUCGCGAUACAUUGGGUUUCCAAGUCGACAAUGUCGAAAGCAAGUACUACGCUGAUGGCGAGGACGCUUAUGCGAUGCGCAUGGAUCUGACCAAUAUGUGGUUGGACUGGGCUGAGAUCGAGAGGAAAGAUCGGCUGCGUCAGGCAAAGGACGAAAAGGACGCGGAUGAAGGUGACGAGGUUGGAGAUCUAGGCAAGAAGGAGAACAACAGUGAGGAGAAGAUGGUGAAGGUGAAGAUUGGACGGAGCUUAGGGGUUGGCGACCUGGUUGAGAAGAAUGAGGCGCAAACAGCCUAAUAGAGUGAUUUUUUGCUCAUAGAUACCUACCCUACCUAGUUUGGAUGGGAUUGAAUAAACGAGGAUUAUCAGGAUUACUCUUGAUAAGAUACUGGGAGAAAGUAUGUAUGUAUACAUUCUAGUGACAUGUCCACUAUCAACCAACAAAAGGGGGGGAAAUAUCCCUAAAGUCUUUUGUGUGCUAGAUAAUGGUAUUAAUCAAAAGGUCAUCAUAACUUCAUUAUGCUGUAUGAACUCUGUAGCCUCAGCGCUGACAAGAAAAGCAAAUGACAAGAAUUUGAGAACAAACACUUGAACAGAGUUAAGAGACAAAGAUAGUACACGAAAGGAAAUAC
Molecule: messenger RNA, 1169 nt
Organism: Aspergillus ochraceoroseus IBT 24754
Lineage: Eukaryota; Fungi; Ascomycota; Eurotiomycetes; Eurotiales; Aspergillaceae
Product: peptide alpha-N-acetyltransferase complex A subunit ARD1
Exons: 2
Coding region: 91-834 (247 amino acids)
Biological process (GO): N-terminal peptidyl-glutamic acid acetylation
Cellular component (GO): NatA complex
Molecular function (GO): protein-N-terminal-glutamate acetyltransferase activity; protein N-terminal-serine acetyltransferase activity
Source: RefSeq, a predicted model, not a curated record